Molecule: messenger RNA, 1660 nt
Organism: Diospyros lotus (date-plum)
Lineage: Eukaryota; Viridiplantae; Streptophyta; Magnoliopsida; Ericales; Ebenaceae
Product: nuclear envelope-associated protein 2-like
Exons: 6
Coding region: 393-1406 (337 amino acids)
Source: RefSeq, a predicted model, not a curated record
UUUGGUGAUCUUUGAGAAUAUAUAGUUUGUUUUAUGUAUCUAUAUGCUUACAUGCAAAUUACAGAUCUGGUUGUUAGUAUUAUUAUAUAUAUACAUAUUAUGUGAAUAUUUAUAUGUUUGUCAAUAUAUGUUGACUUAGUUUCUUGGAAGUAUUGUUGCUUGUUCAGGUAGAAAAUUGAACUGCAGCUAGUGUUUGUUUGCUUGUUAAGAAUCGAGUUUUUUUUUGUGAUUUCAUGGCGGCUUUAUGGAAGAAAAUAUGUGGCCUAGAAGCUCUCCAAGAGACUAUCCGUCUCGAGAUGUGGCUGUAGCUUCGCCUACAAUCUGGGUUCGACUCUUCGUCAAAGGAGUACCACACCGAAUAUGUGUGUUGAUUUGAAUUAGUGUUCCUGGCGAUGGCGAGUUCAGGGGGGAAAGAUAUUGACCCGUUGUUGAAGGAUCUGAAUGAGAAGAAGCAGAGCUUCCGGCGAAACGUCGUGUCGCUGGCGGCGGAACUCAAGGAGGUUCGGUGCCGUCUCGCUUCUCAGGAGCAGUCUUUUGCUCGCGAAACCCUAACGAGACAGGAAGCCGAGACAAAAGCCAAGAACAUGGAGGACGAGAUGUGUAGACUGCAGAAGAGUUUGGAGGAAAGAAAUAGGCAGCUUCAAGCACAAUCAUCAACUGCCGAACAGCAUCUGAAGGAGUUGGAUGAUCUGAGGUCCCAGCUUUUAGCCACUCAAGCAACUGCAGAAGCAAGUGCGGCAUCAGCUCAGUCGGCUCAAGAUCAGUGUUCGACACUGUUAAAGGAAUUAAAUGAGAGGAAUAGUUCGUUAAAAGAGCAUGAGGUUCGUGUUAUUAGGCUGGGAGAGCAGUUAGAUCUUCUGCAGAAAGAUCUUCAAGCAAGAGAAUUCUCUCAAAAACAACUUAAGGAUGAAGUUUUCCGAAUCGAGCAUGAUAUCAUGCAAGCCAUAACCAAUUCUGGAGCAAGCAAAGAUUGUGAACUAAGGAAAAUAUUAGAUGAGGUUUCUCCAAAAAACUUUGAAAAUAUUAAUAGGCUUUUGACCGCAAAGGAUGAAGAAAUAGCCAAACUGAGAGAUGAGAUCAGGAUGAUGUCUGCUCACUGGAAGCUCAAAACCAAGGAAUUGGAAUCACAGUUGGAAAAACAUAAGAGAACGGAUCAAGAGUUAAAAAAGAGGGUAAUGAAGUUGGAAUUCUGCUUGCAAGAAGCUCGGGCUCAGACACGGAAGCUCCAAAGGAUGGGUGAGCGGCGGGACAAAGCUCUUAAAGAACUCAGGGACCAGCUAGCAACAAAACAGCAGGGUCAGGGUAGAGAUGCAGGUGCAGAGAAGCAGAAUUUCUGGGAAACUUCUGGUUUCAAAAUUGUGGCUUCUAUGUCCAUGUUGAUAUUGGUCAUGUUCUCGAAGCGGUAAAUUAGUAUUAGUUUGAUAUCCUUGUACAAAAUAUCAACAGUUCAUAGGAAGUCAGUAUCCGGAGAUGAAAGAAAGCGGCGGGAGAUGCCAUUUUCUUUGUAGAAAUACUGGUCUGGGGGUCUGGAUCUUCACAGCUGUUUAUGGGCAAUUCAUGUGUCCCAGCAGAGACCCUUUUUUUGUUGCUCCAAAUUUUAAGUUGACUUUAAUGGCUUUGGUUCCAAUGAAAUCAUCUCCAUACGGUUUGGUUAGCUAAA